Messenger RNA from Drosophila obscura, 1657 nucleotides. RefSeq names its product phospholipid phosphatase 5. The transcript has 4 exons. Gene Ontology annotation, molecular function: phosphatidate phosphatase activity. Bases 77 to 1396 code for a protein of 439 amino acids. NCBI's taxonomy places the organism in Eukaryota, Metazoa, Arthropoda, Insecta, Diptera, Drosophilidae. Gene Ontology annotation, biological process: phospholipid metabolic process. The record is from RefSeq and is a predicted model, not a curated record.
GCUGGUAAUUAGCAUUCAGCCGCCAGUUGGAAGAAUCCCCUAAAGCCCCAAAGCUCGUGCCAGCAGCAACAAGUGGAUGCCAAACGGUUACACCACCAUUUUGACCGUGCAAACAGUUCAGUUCCACAGUAAAUCCAGAGAACAGCCGAUUAUGGCAGAUAGCCUGACCGCAAGCUUGCGAAGCCGCAACCGCGAAAAGUCAAUCAAAAGCAGUGACGAUAUCGGAAGCCGGACUACGCGGAUUAUCGACGAGGAAACAAGCGAAGCGAACAUUAAUAACCAGCACAUUGACAAUACCCAGCAGACCAUGAUGACAUCCGGAAAGGAAGGUCAGGACUUGAUGUCCAGUCGACGCACAGUUAGCGAAAGCUCCUCGGAAGACCCUGGACGUGAAGGAAUCAACGCAUCAAACGGCAACGGAAUGUGGCGCAAUGAGCUAAAGAUUAGCGCCGAAAGUUCCUCUGCACAGCCUGAGAAGCAGCAACAGCAGCAGGUGCAACACUCUAGUUUACGACACCGAAAUGAGAGAUUUGGUGAUAUGGUUGACGUAGUUCUUCGGAUUGUCCUCGUCGCUUUAUUUUUCAAACUGGAGACUAUGUGGGCGUUCAAGCGGGAAAUACACGCUGAGGAGCUAUGGCUGUACAAGAAUCCGAGGCGUCCGGAUAUCGUCAAGGGCGGGGAGCUGCUCUUCUGGGUGAUUGUGGCUCCGCUGAUUGUGACCGUUGUCUUUUAUGUGAUUACGAAGGAUAGGCGAGACUUUCGAGCCGCCAGCUGGGCCUGGACCCUGGCCCUGUGCAUGAACGGCCUUCCCACUAGUUUGCUGAAAAUCACAGUCGGCCGACCCAGGCCAGACUUUUUCUAUCGUUGUUUUCCCGACGGCGUAAUGGUGUUGAACUCGUCGAGCAUCUCGGAUGGCAGUUCCAUUUUGGAUUUCAAUUGCACUGGGAUUGCGAGCGACAUAAACGAAGGACGUAAAUCCUUUCCCAGCGGACAUUCAUCCUUUGCCUUUGCCAGCUUUGGAUUGAUUGCCUACUAUGUGGGUGCGAAGCUGCAUGCUUUUGAUGCCCGAGGACGCGGCCACACCUGGCGCCUGUGCAUUGCUGUCAUUCCGCUGAUCGUCGCCACUCUGGUGGCGGUUAGUCGCACCUGCGACUACCACCACCACUGGCAGGAUGUGACUGUGGGUGGCAUCAUUGGCCUCCUCACGGGCUAUAUCAGCUAUAGACAAUAUUAUCCAUCCAUUUUUGGGCCCCAGGCAGGCAAGCCGUCGAUCCGUUGGCCCAGGACACAGGGAAAUAAAUAUGAUACGCAGAGAAACGCAGAUGAUAAUGGGGCUGGCGGGGAUAUGCUACGCAGGCCACUGCUCGGUGGCAAGGAACAAGCCAAAUGGUACUAAAUCUACUUAGAAUUGCAAAGCUUUACGUAUUAUGUAGUUCAAUUAUUGCUCUUCCCCUAAGCUCUUUUAAAUUAUGUUUAUCAAGCCAUCAACACUGAAGCUGUAUUCCCGUAAGCCUGUAAUUAUUGUACACAUAAUUGUUAAUCCUGAAAUAGACAGACACGCAGCUGUGCUGUGCAUGGGAGGGAGGGUUGUUUACCUCUUAAUGGGUAGGUGUAGUCAUAUUUAAAUAAAUAAAAAACAAAUCACGUCAUUUGCUAA